AUGUGCCUUCAGAAUUGUGGCGUAGAGCAUUUGUCAGUAGAAGAGGCAGUUGCAGCUGAUGAGAGUCUACUUAUUUACUGCAAGCCUGUUGAGCUUUACAAUAUUCUUGGCCGCCGCGCUCAAGACAAUCCAUCAAGUGGGACUGGUAACUUUGCCUGGAAUGCUAUUCAAUUUGAUAUAUGCAGCUUUGGGUUAGCACAUGUUGCUGCCUGGACUGAAUAA
Dovyalis caffra is the source of this 222-nucleotide messenger RNA. NCBI's taxonomy places the organism in Eukaryota, Viridiplantae, Streptophyta, Magnoliopsida, Malpighiales, Salicaceae. The record is from the annotation of a GenBank genome assembly.